This is a messenger RNA of Cadophora gregata, 522 nucleotides long. RefSeq lists its product as uncharacterized. The record is from RefSeq and is a predicted model, not a curated record. The transcript has a single exon. NCBI's taxonomy places the organism in Eukaryota, Fungi, Ascomycota, Leotiomycetes, Helotiales, Ploettnerulaceae. Bases 1 to 522 code for a protein of 173 amino acids.
AUGAGGAGAAAGGCAGUUCAAGAUGGUUACGGCUUCAAGUGUGAAUGUACAGCAUGCAAGAACAACCUCACGCUCACACCAUCCUCUGUCACAAACUCAUUGAUGAAGACUUGGAUGUCCGAGAUCAAGAAGCAAGGCACUCCCGUCAUCGGAGUUCAAACUCCACAAGAGAUUGCAGCGUUGAGGGCAGUCGCGGCUUGGGCCAAAAAAGUUGUUGCAGAACUCAACGAGAUUGAGAUGAAGGCAGGAAUAGCAUUGUUCGGCGAAACAGUCAAUUCAGGCGGCUACCUCCCAGGACCAACUUCGCCAUUCAUGAAGAAAGAGUAUUUCGACAUUGCGUCUCCAUAUUUUCGAAGCCAGAACGUCUUCGGGCUUUCGGAGGAGUUCUCUAACAAGUACUUUGUCAGAACCAUGAUGAAACUUGUUGAGCAAACCAAGAACAUGGCCGAGUACUACGCCAAGAACGAGGACCAAUUCCAUGAGUAUUUCAAGUUACUUGGUAUUGUCACACCUGAGGAAUGA